UACUCGCAUUCCCACCACACACCCUCGGCCUCGGAACGCCCCCAGUUUGCGAUAUCCUGCCGCGUUGACCCAAAGCCCAGAUUCAGUACGACGGCUUUCCCCUUCCCUCUUCCCUCCCUCAUCCCAUUUGCUUGAUGAAACUUCUCCAGAUCCAUUUCCUCCUUGCCACCAAGCGCAGGGGAAGACGGCGGGUUCGGUUGGAGCUAGCUAGGGUGAGGCCGCAAUCCAUUGGCAGCUUAUCAUUCCAUUGAUUCUGCACAAGUGAGUAGCGAAGAGAUGGAAGGAAUCCUGGUGAGUGCCGCCACGGGGGUCCUGAAAUCCCUCCUCUGCAAGCUCGCCGCACUGCUGGAGGGGGAGUACAGGAUGCACAAGGGCCUGCGGCGCGACAUCGCCUUCCUCAAGGAUGAGCUGAGCAGCAUGAAUGCUCUCCUGGAGAAGCUGGCCGAGGCGGAGGCUCUCGACACGCAGCUCAGGGAGUGGAGGGACCAAGUGAGGGAGAUGGCCUAUGAGAUCGAGGAUUACAUCGACAGGUACAUGAAUCACCACGUCCACCGUGAUCCGGACAAGCCUAACGCCGUCAUGGAGCUCUUUUGGAAGGGCGUCUGCAAGGUGAAAAGCUUUGGAGCUCACCAUGAGAUGGCGGUGCAAAUCAAAGAACUCAAGUCCCGCAUCAUCGAGGCAAGUCAGCGCCGUGACAGGUACAGGCUUGACGCGAUGGUCUGUUCUGCGAGCUCCAAUGCUGCGCGCACCGACCCUCGGUUGCCUGCCCUCUUUGUGGAGGGAGCCAGCCUUGUUGGCAUUGAUGGUCCAAAGGAUGAGUUAAUUAAGUUGGUCACGGAUGAGGAGCUCGCACUGAAGGUUGUUUCUCUCAUAGGCUUUGGAGGGUCAGGGAAGACAACUCUUGCUAAUCAAGUAUACCAAAAAACUGGUAAACUGUUCAAUUGCCAAGCUUUUGUGUCGGUGUCGCAAAAUCCUGACAUAAGAAAGAUUUUGCGGUCCAUGCUCUCUCAAAUAAGAAAGGAAGACUCUCCCAUUUCUCGAUCGAGCGAUGAGGCGUGGCUCAUCAACUCAAUGAGAGAUUUCUUGAAGGACAAGAGGUAUCUUAUAGUAAUUGAUGAUAUAUGGAGUAUCCAAGUGUGGAAGACUAUCAAGUGUGCCUUGCUUGAAAAUUCCUGUGGUAGUAGAAUAAUAGUGACAAGAAGGGGAGCCUUGGCGCAGUGGUAAAGCUGCUGCCUUGUGACCAUGAGGUCAUGGGUUCAAGUCCUGGAAACAGCCUCUUACAGAAAUGUAGGGAAAGGCUGCGUACUAUAGACCCAAAGUGGUCGGACCCUUCCCUGGACCCUGCGCAAGCGGGAGCUACAUGCACCAGGUUGCCCUUUUUUAGUAGAAUAAUAGUGACAACACGAAAUGUCAGUGUUGCCAAGUCAUGUUGCUUCCCUCGCCUUGACCUUGCAUAUGAAUUAAGGCCUCUGACUGAAGCUGAUUCGAAAAUCUUGUUCUUUACAAGAGUUUUUGGCUCUGUGGAAAAAUGCCCACUUCACCUGAAUGAAAUUUCAACUGAGAUCAUAAAAAAGUGUGGUGGUUUACCAUUAGCAAUCAUCACAAUUGGUAGUUUGUUGACCACAAAAAUCCGAUAGCAGAGAAGACUGGAUCAGGGUUCGAAAUUCGAUUGGUCGAGGACUUGAGAAAAACCCUCAUGUGGAGGAAAUGGAAAGGAUUUUAUCACUUAGCUAUAAUGAUCUUACUCUCCAACUGAAGACCUGCCUGCUGUAUUUAAGUAUGUAUCCGGAAGAUUAUGAGGUCCAAAUGGAAGAUUUGGUGAGGAGGUGGAUAGCAGAAAGAUUUGUUAAGGUUGUUGGUGGGAAAAAUUUAUUUGACACAGGAAAAGAUUAUUUCUAUGAACUGAUAAACAGAAACAUGAUACAACCAACAUAUAUCAACUAUGAUGGUCAAGCAAUGGCAUGCCGUGUGCAUGAUAUGAUCCGUGAUCUCAUUAUAUCCAAGGCAGUGGAAGAAAAUUUUAUCACUUCUAGUGGUCAUCAAACACAUAGCCUGGUUUCACAGCAUAAAGUUCGCCGACUCUCGAUUGACUACCGUGGCCUAGAAAAUGUGAAGACAGUGUCAUCCAUGGUCACUGCUCAUGUUCGAACCCUUGGCGUCUUUGGAUGUACUGAUCAAGUACCUCCCCUUUCGGAAUUUCCGGCCCUGAGAAUGCUUGCUCUAGACAGGAGUGAGGAGUUGGAAAUUGGUUAUCUUAAAAAUAUAACAAAGUUGUGUCUGUUGAGGUACCUGCGGAUUGAAGGAAGCUGCAUUACAGAACUCCCUGAACAGAUCGGAGAUCUACAGUGUUUGGAGAUGCUGGAUUUACAUGGUACUGGUAUAAGGGAAUUGCCAGCAAGUAUUGUUCAGCUGCUGCAACUGAAACUGCUACUUGUUGAUGGCGCAAAACUACCACAUGGCAUUGGGAACAUGCAAGGCCUAGAGGAACUGUCAUGCGUAACUGUGGACGACAGUACCUCAAUCAAUCUCUUGCAGGAGUUGGGAAGUUUGACUAGAAUGAGAAUUCUUGGCCUGAAGUUGUGCAUGAGCGCACAUAAGACAAGCACAAGUUAUGUGGAUAGAUUGGUUUCAUCGCUUGGCAAACUUGGGAGCUCUCAGCUUGAGCGUCUGUUCGUCAAAACGGAUGGUCGUUUGAUUGACAUUCCAGUUGGUUCUUGGUCGCCGCCUCCCCGUCUCCUGCAGGAGCUAAUCACCUCUGAUUUGUGUCUCUGUCAGAUACCUGAUUGGAUGGCCUCAAUGGCCAGCCUCACCUGCCUUCAAAUCGGCGUUAAUCAAGUGACGCAGGAGACCCUUCUCGUGCUUGGUGGUUUGCCUGUCUUGUUAUCUCUGACGCUGAACUCCUCACAAAAUGCUGAACCCAAACAAAGGCUCGUGGUCAGCAACAACGUGUUCCGAUGCCUGAAGCGGUUCCUCCUCUAUUGUGAGGUGGGUCUUCUGACGUUUGAAGCCGGAGCCAUGCCAAAACUCAAAGCGCUCGAAUUUCAGAUUGUGGCGCUCGAAGCGAAAUCUGCGUGCAUCGCUCCCGACCUUGGCAUCAGCAACCUCUGUGCCCUUAGUGAUCUCUGCAUCUGGAUUGACUGCCAGGGUGAAAAGGCCGAGGAGGGGGUUCACGAGCUGGAGUCUGCAAUCAGGGUUGCGGCCAGCCUACUUCCCAACCGUCCUACACCGUAUUUCCAUAGGUUGUAUUGAGGUGGAGAUGAGAACGACUGAUGCAGCGUAAAGCCCAACCCAGAUUGUCUGGAUCUACUACGCUGUAUCACUUCUUCCUAUUUUAUCAUGCUGGGUCUGACAAUCCAAGAAGCUAUCUAGGGUUUCUGUAAACAAUUAUUUUCAUCUCAUAACUCUUGAAUAUAGAUUUCCCCAUCGCCCUAAAUUCAGAAAA
Triticum dicoccoides is the source of this 3442-nucleotide messenger RNA. Its product is annotated as disease resistance protein RGA5-like. Gene Ontology annotation, biological process: defense response to other organism. Gene Ontology annotation, molecular function: ADP binding. The transcript has 2 exons. The record is from RefSeq and is a predicted model, not a curated record. NCBI's taxonomy places the organism in Eukaryota, Viridiplantae, Streptophyta, Magnoliopsida, Poales, Poaceae. Bases 1708 to 3249 code for a protein of 513 amino acids.